CCGAGCCACUUGGGGGACCAUACAAGCUGAAUGUCCCGAAUUACGACGCACUCGCGCCCGCCUACUACAAGGGACAAGCCCAUCGAAGAAACUCACAAACGUUACGGAUGUAAAAAGAUACCUCCUUGUUGCUACCAUUACCAAAGACGGCUUGCUGGUUGUUAAACGAAAUGAACCACUCGUGCCAAGCCGUGAAUGUAUUAUUGUCCCUCGGCAAGUACUAGAAGGUUUGCUGACGGCUCUACAUAUUCGUCUCAGCCAUCCGUCCAGCCAUCAGCUUAAAGUCGUUGUAAAACGUUAUUUGUAUGCCUUGGACGUGGACAAAGUUGUUAACCGUGUAAGUGAAGGUUGUCACCAUUACGCCGCAUUACGAAGGUUGUUACCGUUGCGCCGCAUUACGAAAUGCCCCAACAGCACGUAUAGAACAGUCGUCCUGCUCUCCACCAAGUACUGUUGGUGUAGCAUUUGCUGCCGAUAUCGCCAAACGUUCCAAACAACUGAUCCUGGUAUUGCGAGAGUGUGUAACCUCACUCACAGCUACAACUGUUCUCGAAAACGAACGCCAUGA
Molecule: messenger RNA, 568 nt
Organism: Paramuricea clavata
Lineage: Eukaryota; Metazoa; Cnidaria; Anthozoa; Malacalcyonacea; Plexauridae
Source: the annotation of a GenBank genome assembly